AUGGGCACUCAGAUAUCACCCCAGCUCAGGCCACGGUUUCAGGCAACUCAGAGAGCAGCUAGGACAGCUGGGACAGCAGCUGGUGUAGCUCGUGCAGCUGCACAAGUAGCUCGAACAGCUGCCAGACAGCCAAGGACCGAGCUUUGGUCGAAGCUGAGCUCACAUCUCCAAGCUGGUACGAAGCAGUUUGCUUGUAGUUCUGAUCCCAUUGAGGCAGACGAGUGGAGGAGCAGACUGGCUCGGAAUUUCAGCUCAACUCGUUGCCCAGAGGAGUACAAAAAGGACAUUGUGGUUCACUUCCUGGAAGGUGACACACAUAACUGGUGGUUAGCUCUAGACAAACGCACCAAUGGGACAAUUGAGCGGUUCUCAAACUUCGAGGUGGAGUUCAACCACAAAUACUUCUCGGCUGAAGCUUGGGACCGUCUGGAGUCUCAGUUCCUAGACUUGACUCAAGGACGCAUGACAAUACGUGAGUACGAAGAGAAGUUCAACCAGCUCAGACGAUAUGUGGGCAAGGAGUUGGAGGAGGAGAGACGAGCCAAGCUGAAGUCUAGGGGCCACACGGCUUCUAGUGGAUCCGGAAGCGACCGGAAGAGAAAGAGGGACACGGCCGAAGGGGGCAAGGCCUCAAGUGAUAGGUCGGAGUGUCCUUCAUGCAGAAGGCAUCAUGGUGGAGAGUGUUGGAAGGCAAAGGGGGCUUGCACCCGUUGUGGCAAGAUGGGCCACUUUGCUCGAGACUGUCCUGGACGGUCAGAGAACCGUGGACAGGGCUUGGGGAGUGACCCAGAAGCUGUCAUUACUGCAGCAAGACGGGACACCUACGCUGGGAAUGUCCCAUUAUGCAAGCUGAGGCUAAAGGACGUGGGGAGGCCAGCAAGCCAAGCCAGAGCCGAGGUCAGACCUCAGCACCGCGUGUGA
This is a messenger RNA of Brassica napus (rape), 921 nucleotides long. RefSeq lists its product as uncharacterized. Gene Ontology annotation, molecular function: zinc ion binding; nucleic acid binding. The coding region runs from base 1 to 921 and encodes 306 amino acids. The record is from RefSeq and is a predicted model, not a curated record. Lineage: Eukaryota; Viridiplantae; Streptophyta; Magnoliopsida; Brassicales; Brassicaceae. The transcript is spliced from 4 exons.